Molecule: messenger RNA, 3013 nt
Organism: Bombina bombina (fire-bellied toad)
Lineage: Eukaryota; Metazoa; Chordata; Amphibia; Anura; Bombinatoridae
Gene: ANAPC2
Product: anaphase promoting complex subunit 2
Exons: 13
Coding region: 140-2587 (815 amino acids)
Biological process (GO): ubiquitin-dependent protein catabolic process
Cellular component (GO): anaphase-promoting complex
Molecular function (GO): ubiquitin protein ligase binding
Source: RefSeq, a predicted model, not a curated record
CCAAUGUAGUUUCUACAAUGGUGAUGUUGUAGCCAAGUUCCUGGAUGCUGGCAGCAUUAUUGGUUGUCAUGUUAACGAUCCUGUAUUUGUCACUUAUUCCCGCCUUGUCUUGUAGUGCUUCAUAAGGAACGCAGCGGGAAUGGCUGGGGAGAUGUUGUUGCAGAACGAUCUGGAAGAGGUGUCAGCGGCUUGGAACACACUGAGCUGUGGCUUGGUCCCGGCGUGCGCUCUAGGCCUGGAUGCCUCCAGAUCUACUUUGGUUGAAUCCAUCAAAGAAGCUGAUCUUAAAGAUGCUGUGGAGGUUUUGUACAACUAUGAUCUUCAUUAUGUGGUGGAGGAAUGGUUCACAGAAGUACUUCAGACCGACUUACAAAGAAACAUUGCACCUGAAUUCUGGAACGGCAUCAACCAGCACGAGAAUGCAGUCGAAGAACAGCAAUGCAUUGUGCUCUUAUUGGAUACUUUUUCUUUGCUUAUGUCCAGGAUGGAACCCUAUCUGAAGAGUCUGGACAUCCUGGGUAGGUGGGCAGAUACGGGUUUGCUGCCCAGCUCAGACUCCCAGCUGCUCCGUGAUCAGGUCUUUACCAUGUUUAAGGCCAUUCUUUUCUUCUCGACCUCUAAAAACUUUCCAGAAAUGAUUCAACAGUUCUACAGCAGGUCAUUUAAGAUUUACAUGAGGCAGAAGAAAAGAGCAGACGAUAGCAUCAGCGAUUGUGACAACAUGAUGAAUGAAAAUGAGAGAGAGAGUGACUCUGAGGACAGGGGAGAGGACCUAAACUGCAAAGGAUGUGAUAACAGUAAGGACCAGUGCUGGUGCCAAUGUGCCAUGGAACAAUUUCACCAGCUCAAUGACAUAUUUCACAGGCUCAAUCUGAUGGAAAGAGUUUGUUCUGAAGCAGUCACCACAAUCCUACACAAGAUGAUCGAGGAGAGAAUGGAAAAGAGAUGCCGUGGGGAGUAUGAGCGGUCGUUCCUCAAUGAAUUCCAGGAGUGGAUAGAGAAGUUGAUUGGUUGGCUUAGCAAAGUGUUCCUGCAUGAUGGUGCCCAUCCUGCCUCUACCCCGGAGCCCAACAGCACACUGAAACGCUGGCGAUGUCACGUUCAACGCUUCUUCUACCACCUCUACGCCAACAUGCGCAUUGACGAGCUCUUCAGUAUUAUAAGAGAUUUUCCUGAAUCCAAGCCAGCGAUUGAAGAUUUAAAGUAUUGUUUGGAAAGGACCAACCUGAGGCAGCAGCUGCUCACGUCGCUAAAAGCUGCGUUGGAAACGAGGCUGCUGCACCCUGGAGUAAAUACCUCUGACAUUAUCACGCUGUAUAUAUCUGCCAUUAAAGCCUUGCGAGAACUGGAUCCGUCCAUGGUUAUUCUAGAAGUCGCCUGUGAGCCGAUUAGAAAAUACUUAAGGACAAGAGAUGAUACAGUCCGUCAGAUUGUUGCAGGUUUAACUGGUGACUCAGAAAGCUCUAAUGACCUGGCCAAUGAGCUUUCUAAAGCAGACCCUGUGGUUCUGGAGAAUGGGCAGGAGAGUGAUGAUGAUGUGUCCGAGCCUGAGGACUGGGUGCCGGACCCCGUGGAUGCUGACCCAGGUAAAAGCAGUUCAAAGCGCAGGUCGUCGGACAUCAUCAGCCUCUUGGUCAGUAUAUACGGUAGCAAGGAGCUGUUUAUUAAUGAAUACAGAACCCUGCUCGCCGACCGACUUCUCCAUCAGUUCAGCUACAGCUCCGAAAGAGAAAUCCGUAAUGUGGAGCUGUUGAAGUUGCGUUUUGGAGAAGCCCAGAUGCAUUAUUGUGAGGUCAUGCUGAAGGAUAUGGCAGAUUCUAGAAGGAUUAACACCAACAUUCACGAUGAGGACGAGAAGCUACCUGAGGAGGAAAGGCCUGAAUUUAAACUGAAUUCCGUGAUUCUUUCCAGCGAAUUUUGGCCGGCACUGAAAGAAGAAAAACUGGAGCUGCCUGAUCAGAUAAAAGCAGCUAUGGAUGUAUACACCAAAAAAUAUGAGAAGCUGAAGGCCAUGCGAACACUCAACUGGAAACAUCAUCUUGGAUUGGUGGACCUUGAUGUAGAACUGGCUGACCGCACGCUGUCUUUCUCAGUGUCACCUGUGCAUGCCGCAAUUAUCCUAAACUUUCAAAACAAGAGCACAUGGACUCUUGAAGAGCUGAGUGAAGUCCUGAAGGUGCCAGUUACCUCUCUUCGAAGGAAAAUGACCUUAUGGCUCCAGCAAGGGGUUUUACGCGAGGACCCUCCCGAGACAUUUCAUGUGAUUGAGGAAGAGCAGAAAGACCGGCCUGAAAAGGUGGUGUUAAUAGAUAGUGACGAAGAAGGCGAUUCUGCCAUGGCUUCGCAGGCCGACCAGAAGGAAGAAGAGUUACAGCUGUUUUGGACGUACAUUCAGGCGAUGUUGACAAAUCUUGAGAGUUUGCCUCUGGAGAGGAUUCACAGUAUGCUGAAAAUGUUUGUAAUGACUGGCCCUGUUGUGACAGAGAUUGAUAUGCAAGAACUUCAAAGUUUCCUUCAGAAGAAAGUCAGUGAUCAACAACUGGUCUACUCCGGAGGAGUGUACAGACUUCCUAAGAACUCCAGCUAAAUUUCUGGAACUAUAUACCAAGUGCCGGAAUCUUUAGCUUCCAGUAUCCACAUUUUAUUUCCAAGGAUGUCCGUCAAUCCAUAGUCUAGCAGAAUAAUGAUUCAAGUCUGUAUUUCGCUGAUGCAUAAAUUGCAUUGUUGGAACUCAUUACACAGAAGAGUCUAAAGGCUUCGCAUUGACAAGACAGGACUUAUGCAGGUCCAGUAGAAACAUCUCGUUUCUAGUUAUUUGUUAGCUGUGUUUCUACGAUUAUACAUUUUCUUAAAGGAUAAGAUAUUUGAAAUCCAGAAAGAAAAACGUACUUUGAAGAGUUUGUAAUAUUGUGUGUCUGCACCAAUAGACCAAAAUACCACCCUGCUGAUCGCCAAUAAUAUCUGCAGGUAACCAUGUUUAGUGCGUUCUAAUAAAGUAAGUUUCUGAAGUUGA